CUGCUACCUCCUCUCACUCAACUCAAGGAGCUAAAGAGACUGAGCUGACACAAAAUGAGAGGACUUGUUGUCUUGGUAACUUUGGCCUGUGUUGCCACCGCCCAGCACCAAGCACUGAUUGACUACUUGGAGCAAAGGCUGCUCGCUAUUGAGGACCGGAUCUCUCUGUGGCAUGAACAGACCGCCCGCUACGCCUCCGAGCUGCGGGCUUUGAAGCAACAGAUGGUUUCCCAGCUGGAGACACUCGAUAAAGAGAAAGAGACAUUGAGAAUGAAUCUGGACGGUGUGGGGACGAGGGUGGAUCGGGUUGAGCGUGAGCUGGACUACCUGGAGACUCAGAACGGAGCUCAGCCGUGUGUGGACGUGGACGACAAGCUGAUAGAGCAGCAGGUGACGCUGGUGAAGGAGAAGCAGAAGGCCAAGUAUUCAAAACUAUCAGACUGCAGCGACAUGAUCUCCAGCAUAAAAGCCAUGAAGAUCCUAAAGCGAGUCGGAGGGCCAAAGGGCAUGUGGACCAAAGACACCGGCAGAGGCUCUGGGAAGGUCUACAUUUUUAACGGGACAGAUGAAGACACCAUCCAUGAGUUUGCCUCUGUGCAAGACUUCUCCCGCUCACUGGGCAUUACUCUGUCCAAGGCCCUAAAGCUGCCGUCCGCCUGGAGUGGAACAGGACAUGUUGUCUUCAACAAUUACGCAUAUUAUAUAACUCAGGCUGAAGAGAUAAUGAUAGUUAAAUUUGACAUGAAGAACAGCUCUGUGACGGACAGCGCAGUGUUCCCAGUGCAGGACCACGUCCCAGUGUACGGCCUGACCCCAGAGACAGCGAUGGACCUGGCUGUGGACGAGGAAGGCCUGUGGGCCAUUUAUUCCACGCGGCAGAACGAGAGGUACAUCUCUCUGGCAAAAAUGGACGCCACCUCGCUGGACAUUGAGCAAAUGUGGGACACAAACUGUCCGAGAGAGAAUGCGGAGGCGGCUUUUGUCAUCUGUGGCACUUUGUAUGUAGUGUACAACACCAAGCAGUCCGGUCGCUCACGUGUCCAGUGUGUGUUUGACGCCAACGGGAUGGUGACCAAUGAAGACGCACCACUGAUUUACUUUCCAAAGCGUUACGGAGCGCACUCCAGUCUGAAGUACAACCCGCAGGAGCAGCUUCUCUAUGCCUGGGAUGAUGGCUACCAGAUCCUCUACAAGCUUAUCAUGAAAAAGAAACUAGAGAUUUAAACAAAAUAAAAUGCUGCACCAUCCUCCCACAACUAUACAUAAACCAAACACAACCCCAUUAAAGUACCAUACCAGUGUUUUUUUUAAUAAGUUUUGGCUCCUUAACCACAAAACUGAUGAACAUAUGAAAUGCAUGCUGUAGGAUUUAAGAUUUGUUUAUAUGCCCUGGGUAAAAAAAUCAAUCUUUAAAUGUACUGUACCGGUAACUGUGUUCUUUUUUAAAAAUUGUAGUUAUUGUGACGUGACAGUUAAAGUCCAGACUGAUUUGAAAAAUUCUCUACAAAUCUUUUUUUUAUAUGUGCACUUUGACAUAUCAAGAUAGUUUCAAGAGUCUGCAACUUGAUUUUCAUACCAUACGGAAAUAAAUGGACAACAACACAGACUAAAAAAGUCCAUACUGUUAAAAGGUCCAAACAUUUGAUAUGUAACGUGGUCAGAAUUGGUGUAAAGUAUUCAUGAUUUGUAGUGAAUCAAACAUGCAAUAUCACUGGUAUGGGCUUACAUUCUGAAUCUCCAAAAGCCUGAAAAUGUUUUAAAGUGCUGGAUUAUAGAACUAUAUCUGUAUACUUUCACACUUUCAGAUGUGAAUGUUUGACAUAUUUCUUCUUAUUGAAAGGUAUCAUGUGAUUUCAGUUUGUCAUCGCUGCCAAACACUUAUUUCUAAUCAGAAUGCAGUGCAUUUAAGUUUUGUCAGUCAUAUCUGUGUCUACUGGCGUGUCAACCUGCCUGUGAUCUUUUGUGUUGAUUCACUCAAGCUUGUUUCUUUUUUUCAUGCUGCAAAUAUUAUACUUUUUAAUUGGUACAACUUACCAGACCGCUCACUUUUUCUAUUUUACAUGACAUUUUGCUAUAUGAAUACGUUUUAAAAAUACAUCUUGGUAGCAUUGCUGGAUGCAUAAAAAUAGAUAUACUUUGUCUACACAUUAUAUAUAUUUGAAUAUUAUACAAAAGAAAGUUGCAAACAUAUUAAAGACACGAUAUGUAAGAUUUAAUCAUUUUAGACUUUGGCGCUCCCAGUGGUAGCAUCAAAAAAGACACUGUGGUAGAAAGCAAUACAUUACUUUCAGUGCUGUUCCUGUACAUCUGUUCUUGAUUUCAACUUAGUUUCUUGAAGCUGACGUCUAAAUAUGGCUAAUAAAAACGUAUUUAGUUGG
Molecule: messenger RNA, 2378 nt
Organism: Cyclopterus lumpus (lumpfish)
Lineage: Eukaryota; Metazoa; Chordata; Actinopteri; Perciformes; Cyclopteridae
Gene: olfml3b
Product: olfactomedin-like 3b
Exons: 3
Coding region: 55-1224 (389 amino acids)
Biological process (GO): signal transduction
Source: RefSeq, a predicted model, not a curated record